Exophiala mesophila is the source of this 1214-nucleotide messenger RNA. RefSeq names its product 40S ribosomal protein S6-A, variant. Gene Ontology annotation, cellular component: ribosome. The record is from RefSeq and is a predicted model, not a curated record. Bases 280 to 873 code for a protein of 197 amino acids. Gene Ontology annotation, molecular function: structural constituent of ribosome. The transcript has 3 exons. Lineage: Eukaryota; Fungi; Ascomycota; Eurotiomycetes; Chaetothyriales; Herpotrichiellaceae. Gene Ontology annotation, biological process: translation.
CAUCCCCCAUCAUCAACCGCUGUAUCUGUUAAGACUUGUCGCCAGUCUUGACAGCCUUAUUCAGCCCGUUGACAAGAUGAAGUUGAACAUCUCUUACCCGGCCAACGGGUCGCAGAAACUCAUCGAGGUCGAAGAUGAGCGCAAACUCCGUGUUUUCCUCGAGAAGCGAAUGGGCAACGAAGUGCCAGCCGACAGCUUGGGUGAUGAGUGGAAGGGCUACAUUGUCCGCAUUACCGGUGGUAAUGACAAGCAAGGCUUUCCAAUGAAGCAGGGUGUUGUAUGUUCCACUUCCUGCCCUUGAAAAGCGCCAGCGUCCCGAAAGAAAACAACACGCUGAGACUUGAAUCAUUACAGUUACUCCCAACCCGUGUCAAACUCCUCCUCGCCGACGGCCACUCUUGCUACCGACCUCGUCGAUCCGGAGAGCGCAAGCGUAAAUCCGUUCGCGGUUCCAUCGUUGCCCAAGAUCUCUCCGUCCUCGCUCUCUCAAUCGUCAAGCAAGGCGAAGGUGAUAUUCCCGGCCUCACCGACGUGGUCAACCCCAAGAGACUUGGCCCCAAGCGUGCCACCAAGAUCCGCCGCUUCUUUGGUCUGAGCAAGCAAGAUGACGUCCGCAAGUUCGUCAUUCGACGUGAAGUCGUCCCCAAGAAGGAAGGCGCGAAACCCUACACAAAGGCCCCCAAGAUCCAGAGACUUGUCACCCCACAACGCCUGCAACACAAGAGACACCGAAUUGCCCUCAAACGAAGACGUGCCGAAGCUUCCAAGGAUGCCGCCAAUGAGUACUCUCAGCUGUUGGCCAAGCGCGUGCACGAGGAGCGUGAGAAGAGAACCGAGCUCAGAAAGAGACGUGCUUCUUCCCUCCGAAAAUAGGUUGACAUGGUCUGCCUGGCGUACCUGUAGUCUCGAGAGACCGGAGGAAAGACAAAUCGACCCUAUGUGGCUGUGAAGCAACCCGAGCUUGGGCACAAUCUCAUGUUCCUCGCCGAACAGCUUAUUCAGCUGCAAGGACCUAGAAUUGGGAUUGCCGGACACACACGGGAGAAUAUCUGCCGUGCCACCAUGCAAAUAAUGAUGAUUCCUGACGUGGCAAGCAUCGCCCUACUGUGGUGCGCCGUGUGGCAUCAGCUGGUUGGCACAAAUAGACAGCAAAUCAGACCACACAGAACCCUCAGAUAGCCCGCAAUUACUUGCAAACACCGAUUAACCUCCUG